AUGCUAUCGCCUCCACCUCGUUUCACUGGCCAUCAUCCUCAUUAUUCUCAACAUCAUCAUGCAACUACAAGUGGUCAAACGUCUAAUUCACUUACUUCAUCUAUUGUACCUGUUCAGCCAGGUGAAAUUGGUUUUGAUGGAAAAAUGUUACGUAAAGCUAUGGCUCGUAAAACAGUUGAUUAUAAUCCAUCAAUUAUACGUUAUCUUCAAAAUUCGAUUUGGCAACGAAAUUUAACUGAUGGACGAUCAUUACAACCUGAUGUUCUUUAUAUUCCACAUCUUGUUCCACCUCAUGCUCUUCUAUCAAAUCCAGUAAAUUGUGUAAUGACAAAAUUUAUUCGGCCAGCUACCAAUAAAGUUCGAUGUCCAAUUUUUUGUGUUUGUUGGACACCUGAUGGUCGUCGUUUAAUAACAGGUGCAUCUAGUGGAGAAUUUACAUUAUGGAAUGGAUUAACAUUUAACUUUGAAACUAUUUUACAAGCACAUGAUUCUGCUGUACGUGCAAUGAUUUGGUCGAAUAAUGAACAAUGGAUGUUAACUGGUGAUCAUAAUGGUUUUGUUAAAUAUUGGCAAUCAAAUAUGAAUAAUGUUAAAGUAUAUCAAGCACAUAAUGAUCCAGUUAGAGGUUUAACAUUUUCACCAAAUGAUAGCAAAUUUGCCAGUUGUUCCGAUGAUAGUUUUAUUCGUAUAUUUGAUUUUAUGACGGGUACUGAAGAACGUGAAUUACGAGGUCAUGGUUGUGAUGUCAAAUGUGUUGAUUGGCAUCCACAUAAAGGUUUACUUGUAUCUGGCAGUAAAGAUUCUCAACAACCAAUUAUUCUUUGGGAUCCAAAAAGUGGAAAAAAAUUAGCAACACUUCAUGCUCAUAAAAAUACAUGUAUGGCAUUAAAAUGGAAUCGUCAUAAUGGAAAUUGGUUAAUAUCAGCAUCACGUGAUCAUUUUUGUAAAUUAUUUGAUAUAAGAAAUCUUAAAGAAGAAGUUCAAUGUUUUCGUGGACACAAAAAAGAAGCAUGCACAUUGGCAUGGCAUCCAAUACACGAACGACUUUUUUCAAGUGGAGGAUCCGAUGGUUCAAUUUAUUUUUGGCUUAUCGGAACAGAAAAAGAAUUAGCUGGUAUGGAUGAUGCACACGAAGGUAUGAUAUGGGAUAUGUCAUGGCAUCCUCUUGGUCAUAUGCUUGUUAGUGGUUCAAAUGAUCAUACAACACGAUUUUGGACACGUAAUCGAUCUGGUGAUACUGUACUUGAAAGAAGUGAAGAAGGACAAUUACUACAUGCUGCACGUCUUGAACAAUUACAUCGCGAAGAAUUAGAACAUGAACGUUCAAUGGAAAUGAAUAUGCCUGGUUUAGGUUUUGAAGGUGGUUUACUUGAACAAUUACAACAACAACAACAAGAUGAGACAACUAAUCAACGUGAAGUUGGUAUACCUAGUCAAGAAUUUUCAAAUGACGAUGAAGAAAGUCGACGAAGACGUGCACCAUUUGCCAAACCAGUACCUAAAUCAUUUGAAGAAGCAUGGCGUUCUGUUGAAACAUUUUCGGGUUCGUUGGAGUCUGAUGAUUCUUUUUAUUCUCAACAAGCUCCGCCACCAGCGAAUUUUUCACAUGGAGUACCCUCAAUGCUCGACGAUUAUCCUCGAAAUAGUGGAUCAUCUGAUUAUGAUACUCGUGCCGGUGGUCCACCGAUGAAACGACUACGCCAUGAUGUUUUCAAUGAUGGUCAUUGGGCUAAUGCACCCACAGAACGACGAGGAACGAAUUUUUCAUCAAUACCACAAAAUCAAGCAUCUCACUGGCGACAGAGCACUAAUGAGUUACCAGCAAGUGCUAACACUAUAUUAGAUGAAACACUUGGUGAUACAUUAACUGCUGCACAACAAGGUGUUUCACCAUUUUUUCAAACAGCUAGUGAUGAAGAAAUACGAGGAUUUAAUCAAACAUUAAGAAUAUUUCAAAAAUGA
Molecule: messenger RNA, 1962 nt
Organism: Rotaria sp. Silwood2
Lineage: Eukaryota; Metazoa; Rotifera; Eurotatoria; Philodinida; Philodinidae
Source: the annotation of a GenBank genome assembly